CUGGUAAAAAUUAACACAAUGAAACCAGGGGAUCAACGCCCAUAUAUAUCAGUGGCAAUAUAUUGGCAGGGACAGUCAAAACCACAAACGGUUACUGCACUUCUAGAUACAGGGGCUGAAGUAACUUUGUUUCAUGGAAAUCAAAAACGACAGAGUGCAGGAAUAGUAGCUAUAGAGGGAUUGGGAGGUCAACAUACACUGGCUCACAAGGUUCACUGCAGAUUACAGAUUGGAAAGGGUCCCAUUUUUAAAGCACGUGUGUUAAUAUCUGAGCUACCUGAUAACAUACUAGGAAUGGAUAUUUUAAGGGGCCAGACUAUCCAUACUGAUGCAGGCAUGUAUGUAUUUGGUACCUCAGUUCGUUCUUUUUCUGUUUCUGCAGUUAAACCAAUUUUAAGGGGACAUGCCAAGUGGACACCAGUGUACAUCCCUCCGCCCAAGCACCCUGUCAAUCUCAAGCAGUAUCGCAUACCCGGAGGCCACAAAGAAAUUACUGAAACAAUUCAAGCUUUGCUAGAGGUUGGAGUAUUUCGGCCAGCAGUAAGUCCAUUUAAUGCUCCAGUAAAGAAAAAGGAUGGAAGCUGGAGAAUGACUGUGGACUAUCGUGGGUUAAACAAAGCAGCUCCACCUCUUGCAGCUGCUGUUCCAGAUAUAGUAUCUAUUGUGGAGGACAUUGCACAAACUGCUGGAGAUUGGCAUGCAGUAUUGGAUUUAGCAAAUGCUUUCUUUUCCAUUCCUAUUGCUGAGGAAUCUCAAGAUCAGUUUGCAUUCACCUGGGAGGGAAAACAAUACACAUUAACUGUAGUACCACAGGGGUACAUGCAUUCUCCCACAUUAUGUCAUGGAUUGGUGGCUAGGGAUCUGGCCAUGCUGCCUAACAUGGACUGUAAGUUUUAUCACUACAUUGAUGAUGUUAUGAUCUCAGGCAGCUCAGAGGAACAAGUGAGAAAAGACUUACAAACAGUGGUGACAUAUAUGCAGAAAAGAGGGUGGGCUAUAAACCCAGAAAAAAUCCAAGGACCAGCAACUAGUGUCAGAUUUCUUGGAAUGAUCUGGGCUGGACCAGUCAAAUCUAUCCCACAGCCUGUGUUGGAUUCAAUUGCUGCCCUUAAACCACCAAAAAAUGUGAAAGAAGCUCAGAGUUUGUUGGGUCUGCUUGGAUUUUGGAGGCCUUUUAUUCCACACCUGGGCCUCAUUCUCAGACCUAUCUACAAUAUAACUAGGAAAAAGACUGAGUUUACCUGGGGGUCUGAGCAGCAAUUGGCACUUGACACAGCCAAAGAAACUGUAAGAACCCAUCAUUCACUAGGUCCUAUACAUCCAGAUAAGCCAUUUUUCUUAGAUGUAGCAGUAACAGACCAUGGAAUGUCUUGGGGACUGUGGCAAAAAGGGCCUAAUCCCAGGGAUCGAAAAAUACCUUUGGGUUUUUGGUCUAAGCAAUUUUCAACUGCUCAGAAAAAAUACAGCCCAUUAGAGAAGCAAUUGUUAGCUGCUUAUACUGCCUUACAACAUGUUGAGCCAACUACAAAGCAGCAAUCUGUGACAGUAAGGACUGAUUUACCUAUUGCUGGAUGGGUCAGACAAGAAGGGCUACAAUCCCGCACAGGUGUGGCCCAGAAACAGACUUUGCAGAAAUGGAAAUGGUAUCUGAGUGAAAGAGGGGGAAUAUCUUCCCAAGACCCUAGUCAGCUAUCGCAACAAAUUGCUGGUUUUGUUAACUUUGAAUCUAAUGUAAAUCAAUUGCCCCCACUGCAUGCAGAGGAGUCACUAUUCAAGGAAGCCCCACCAUGGAUAGAGUUAUCAGCAGAAGAUAAACUACGAGCAUGGUUUACAGAUGGCUCAGCUAAAGUGACUUACAAGGGGCGGAUAUGGACUGCAGCAGCUUUUCAGCCUAGUUCAGAGACUAUAAUUCAUCAGACGGGAGAAGGAGGUUCUAGUCAAUAUGCUGAACUACAAGCUGUUUAUAUGGUUGUCCAAGAGACCUCAGGCGACUUGAUUAUCUAUACAGAUAGCUGGGCUGUAUUUAAAGGUCUCACAACAUGGCUUUGUAUUUGGAAAAAAGAUAACUGGCAAGUAAAUGGAAAAGAGUUAUGGGGCGGGCCUCAAGUAUGGGAUUUCUUAUGGUGUCAAGGAAAAAAGAGAUGUAUACAAGUAGGCCAUGUUAAUGCUCACACUGGAAAUCUGAACAAUGAAAUAGUAGAUGGUCUGGCACAAGUCUCUACUGCACAACAAGAGGAAACUACCUUGGAAGUGUUGGGCAAAUGGGCCCACAGUCAAACUGGGCACAAAGGAGUUCAAGGUACCUGGCAGUGGGCACAGCAGAGGGGAAUACCUCUAACACAAAUCCAAGUGAAGGACAUAAUUGCUAAAUGUCCUGUAUGUCAGGAAGCCAAGAAGUGGCCACCUUUGACCCCAUUGCCUGGAAAAAUUCAUCGAGGACAAAAGCCAGGACAAGUCUGGCAAGUGGAUUAUAUUGGACCCUUGCCUGGAGGAAGGGGUGGUUUAAAAUAUUGUGCGACUGCUGUGGACACAUACAGUGGACUAGUACAAGUAUUUCCAACAAAAAGUGCAGAUCAAAAAACAACUCUAAGAUUGAUGCAACUGCUAAUACAACAUUAUGGAAUGCCUCAAGAAGUACAGUCAGAUAAUGGCACACAUUUUACUGGACAGACCGUAAAGCAAUGGGCGGAGGAUAAUGGUGUAUACUGGGUGUUCCACAUUCCGUAUUAUCCUCAAGGGGCAGCGUUGAUUGAGAGAAUGAAUGGUCUCUUAAAGGAACAAAUGCGCAAACUUACACCUACUCACACACUACGGGGAUGGGAUAAGGUGUUACAAGAGGCAGUAUAUUUAUUAAAUAAUAGAUCAGUUGGACAUUUCACUCCUAUUCAAAGAAUGCUGGGAGAAAGUGGGGAGAAUAGUUCAGAUUGGGUAGUAACAGUUACUACAAAAGGUUCAACAGUCCCUUUAUCUCAGUCUAUUCCUGUAUUUAUACACAAAGAUUUAGUUGUAGGAGGUGAAGAAGAACAUACUAUGUUACAAAUUACAUCCAUAUCAGUACCAACAGGAAUUUUAGACAUAGAUCCAACAUGUGACUUGCAAUUCAUCCCAGAUUUUGAUUUAACCACUCAGUGUGACUGGGAUGUUGACGUUAGAAAAGAUGAAUUGGGGGAAUAUUGUGUCACUAUUGUUCCUUUUGGUCGGGCACAGUUUAAGAAAGGACAAAAAAUAGGACAAAUAGUGAUUUUACCAAAACGUUUGCAAGUGAAGGGAAAUAUUUAUUCCACACAGUUAGGAACAAAGGUAUGGAUAGCUCCAAGUGUAACAGACAGGGGUAGAAAAACAGGUAGAAAAGGAGAAAUUGUGGCCUGGGGUCCUGGGUCAACAGCAUUAGUUUUAAUAGAUGCUGAAGAUAAGCCUGUUUAUGUUCCUCUUCACAGAUUAUUACCACUACCAUGAGGAGUUUGCCUUGUCUACUGAUGCUCGCGAUAUGUCUGAUGAAAGUGACUGCGGAAAGGAAUUUUUAUCAUGAAACGCUGAAAGCUACUGCUGCAGUAUUUAAUGUAACAAACUGUUGGAUAUGUGGCAAAAUCCCACAUGCGACUGAAGAAGGAAUUCCACUUUAUGGACUGCCAUUUAAUAUGAGUUGGAUAAACAGAACCGACCCUGAGUGGAACUUUUUUUUCAAUAUGACUACAAAACAAUGUGCUAUUGCUAGAUAUGCAGGUACAGAAAAAGAGCAACAGUUGAAGUUAACCCGGAAAUCAACAGGGAUUUUGUGUGUCCAGAAAAAUCAAACCACUGAGACUGUGUGGUUAGGAAAAAGUCAAUGUGACUAUGUUGUCAACACAGUUAACAACACACAUGUAAUGGUGACAGGAAAAGGGGAAAUGUUUUAUAUGUUUUAUGUUAAGCAAUGUUCAUUUGAUUUUAGAGUUACUACAAAUGAUACGCAUAUUUGCGAAAGAUCAAGUACAAGCUCUCUGGUAUGCUGUAAAAUCUUACCAUCUAAUAGUACCAGGGUAGGAAUAUACUGGCAAUAUCAGUUAUAUCUAGCAACUUGUUCCCCAUUGCCCAAUCAGUUGUACUUUAUUUGUGGGAAUAAUGUUUAUAAGUGGCUACCAUAUAAUUGGGCAGGAAAUUGUUAUAUAGGAAAUAUAGCACCAAAAUUUAGAGUAUUAUUUGAGAACCCAAAAGGGCAUGUGAGAAAUUGGAAACGGCAUUUUGCCUCUUCUCAUGUUAAUGAAUUACCCGAAGAGUGGGAUACUUCAGAAGAAAACAGAUUUGUUAUGAUUUUAAUACCCCAUUAUGGAGUAGCAAAAGCUGUGCAAAUGAUGAGAAGAAUGUCUAGAAUAAUUGAACAUGCUUUAAACAACACAUUAGAUGGCUUGACUAGUCUUACCGAGGAAGUCAGACAAAUGAGGUUAGUGGUUCUGCAAAAUAGAGCAUCGCUAGAUUAUAUCCUAGCUUCAAAGGGAGGUGUAUGUGCUCUGAUUGGAGAUGAAUGUUGCACAUAUAUCUCAGAUAAAAGUCUGGAAGUAGAGGAUGACAUCUCUGAAGCUCGAAAGUCAGUAGCCAAAUUACAUGCCCAAAAUACUGGUAGUUGGUUAUUUAGUUGGUUGGGGCAAUGGGGACAACAAUUGUUUAUGUAUAUAACAUCAUUUAUUAUAUUCAUUCUAGGAAUUUUUCUUGUGAUAAAAAUAAUCAGUGUCUGUAUCAGUAAGUAUACUACAUCUGCAAUAGAAUCAUUACCUAUACGCAAAACUGGAAUAAUAUAUUAAAUAUUUCUCAAUCAGUAUUUUUGUAAAUCAAAGGGUGGAAUGUAGUGCAGUAGGUUUCUUUUACUAUGAUUUGUAUGAUUUACAAUUUAUACAUGCUUUAAUAUGUGUAUGUAUAUAUAUAUAUAUAUAUGGUUUAGUUAGUAAGUUUAAUCAAGCAAUUCUAGAGAUAAGGGGAGUCCAGUGUCCUUGUACAUAUAUUGUUGGGUAACAAUACCUGCGUUUAUUAUGUAACAAUAAACAAUGACUAUAGACUGUUUACCCAGCAAAUACAACAAGCGGACGGCAGGCAGACAAUGUCCAAUGUAUUUAAAUAAGAACUUGAGGUAUAAAGUUUGGUAUCUGAUCAGACACAAUGGCUGACCAUUUGUUAAACAAUAUUGUUCAAGUCAAUAGUUGGGCUUGGGGGUUUUUCCUAAGAACUUUUGGCAUAAAAGAACGGCCUCUGCCUUGGGUCAGAAGCUUCGCCUAGGACUCCUGAACGAGUGCCAGGAUAUUGGAUCAUCGCAUGGUUAUCGGGAACCUGAAGGUUUUGCACCAAAGGUUGAGGGGCUCCCCGAGUUUGCUGGAUUAAUGCUGAACUGGCUAUCUUUGUAACCACAAAACCGUACGAAGCUAAGUAAAUGUUUUAAAUUCUA
Molecule: messenger RNA, 5413 nt
Organism: Xenopus tropicalis (tropical clawed frog)
Lineage: Eukaryota; Metazoa; Chordata; Amphibia; Anura; Pipidae
Product: endogenous retrovirus group K member 6 Pol protein
Exons: 1
Coding region: 19-3456 (1145 amino acids)
Biological process (GO): DNA recombination; DNA integration; DNA transposition
Molecular function (GO): endonuclease activity; transferase activity; aspartic-type endopeptidase activity
Source: RefSeq, a predicted model, not a curated record